AUGGACGACCCUGAAAAGGCCGCCAAGCGGCUGAGCCAUGAAGACUACACAGUAGGGUGGAUUUGCCCGCUGGAGGUUGAGCAGAUCGCGGCCCAGGAGAUGCUGGAUGAAGAACACGAGCGGCUGCCACAGCCGGCUAACGAUCACAACGUCUACACGCUCGGCAGCAUCAACGGGCACAACGUCGUCAUCGCAGGACUCCCCUCCGCCGGUAACAAUCCAGCUGCAACCGUCGUUACCCAGAUGCGCAACACGUUUGCGGAGCUGCGCUUUGGGCUCCUCGUUGGUAUCGGUGGCGGAGUUCCCGCUUUUACCGAUAACGGGCACAUCCGUCUCGGCCAUGUCGUUGUUAGCAAGCCGACUGGCGAGCACUCGGGGGCCGUGCAGUACGACCACGGCAAGGCUGAGGCAGGCCAGUUCCGCCGGACCGGCUUUCUCGCUGCACCGCCUACCAUUCUGCUCAACGCAGCCCAGGACCUCGCCGUAAGACGUGCGCGGUCGAGGACGGACCCGCUUCACGCGCACCUAAGCAGAAUUGACACGACUAUCCGCGGACUACGACGUUACAAGUAUCCCGGAGCCGACAAGGACCACCUCUACAGAGCCGACUAUGUUCACCCAGAGCCGAAGGUUUCGUGUCAAAAGUGCGGAUGCGAUCCGAGCCAGCGAGUUGAUCGCAGCAGCGACGGCGACAGCGACGAGGAGGAUGAAGAGAACGGAGAAGAGAUAGUGGUGCACCGGGGCACGAUCGCGGCUGGGGAGUUGGUCGUGAAGGACGGACUGCUACGCGACAAGCUGGCCAACCAGUACGGCAUACUUUGCUUCGAGAUGGAAGCGGCUGGGGUUCUGGCCGACUUCCCCUGCCUUGUUAUACGUGGUAUUUCGGAUUACUCUGACUCCAACAAGAACGACAAGUGGCAUGGAUACGCCGCGGCGACGGCUGCGGCGUACGCGAGGCAGCUGUUCUUUCAUAUGCCCGUGGAUGAGGUCAGGAAAUGCAGGAUAGCUGAGAGCGGAAGUGGGAAAACGAUUUUGAGCUCCUCCAUCAUCGACGAACUCGCGAAGAAAGCUCAAGAUCCCGCUGACGUUGUUUUAUACUUUUACUUUGAGUACAAAUCGAACGGUAAUGUUACAUUUGAUGGCAUGAUCCGCAACUUUGCCGCGCACCUCUUCCCAAAGAAAAAGGAGGCACAAGAGGCGCUACAGAGCUUAUACGAUGACAACCAAAACGGACUGCCGCCAACGAAAGGCCUUAUCAAGACGUUUGAGUCCAUGGUCAGUCACUUCAAUCGGGUCCAGAUUGUGAUUGAUGCGUUGGAUGAAAUCAAACAUCGCAAAGAUCUAGAUACUCUGCUUGAGUGGAUCAAGGCUACAGCAGACGCUCCCAACGGACGAAUCCGGCUGAUCGUUACCAGCAGAAAGGAAGAGGAUAUUGAAUCGCUCUUGAGCAAUGUGGGAGAGACAGUUGUCCUGUCACGAGACGUGGUGAAAGACGACAUCAAAAAGUUUCGAUUAGUCUUCUGCCAGCUUGAAGAACUGCGCACCUGCUUCAACUAUGAAGACCUGCUUGAAACGUUGCAAUCUUUACCCCAGACACUGGAGGACACCUAUACCCGAAUUCUGGAUGGACUUACUUCAAAAAAGCAAAGACAACGAGCUAUCACUAUUCUUCAACUCCUACUUUUCCACAGAUCCGGCAUUUGA
Molecule: messenger RNA, 1704 nt
Organism: Lasiodiplodia theobromae
Lineage: Eukaryota; Fungi; Ascomycota; Dothideomycetes; Botryosphaeriales; Botryosphaeriaceae
Product: putative multiple ankyrin repeats single kh domain protein
Exons: 4
Coding region: 1-1704 (567 amino acids)
Biological process (GO): nucleoside metabolic process
Molecular function (GO): catalytic activity
Source: RefSeq, a predicted model, not a curated record